UGUGCGAAGUAUUUCUUGUUCGUAAUCACAGAAAAGGGUAAGUAAAAAUGUCAUCGUUGCUGUAUUUGUCAAAGAAUAAAUUAACUGUGGAUAGAACUUCACAAAAACCUCUCUCACACAUCUCACCUAAAGAAAUGCCAAAAAAAUUGCUUUUGAGAUGGGCAGAUGUUAAAGCUACAGUUAGCCGUCAUAUAUCCGCGUUUAACCUCUUUGAUUGGUUGCUUCUGCAGGCUGAAGUUUUAAAAAUGGCGAUAUUUCCAACGCUUGUGAAUGCGACACGAGUGGUCCAGCGGCGGGUUGCGGUUGGGUUAGGUCGGGGUACUGCGCGCUCACGCACAUCGCACAUGCUGACACCAAACUUUUUCCUAGAGAGAAAAAAAAAUAGUUUGUGUCGAAAAAAAAUAUACGAUUAAUGUCUGAAAAUGUCCCAAACCUCGUGGGCAGCUGCAGUGGAUGUUCAAGAGGCUACAACUCCAUCCAUACAGCUUAACUUUUCAAAGAAGGUGAAUCGAGUUCGUGGUCCACGCAACAUGAUAGGAGACAUAAAUGGCAACAUCAUGCCGGAGAAGGCCGAACAUGGAGGCUGGGGGGACGCAGAGGACAGGGUGAACCUGGCCGAGCAGUCCCUCCUGAACAAACUAAUCCGCCACUCUCUGGUGAGGAACAGGAACCAGGUGGAGGUCCUACAGGCAGACCCCACUUCUCCACUGUAUUCUGUGAAGACCUUUGAGGAACUGAGGCUGAAGCCUGAAUUGCUGAAGGGUGUCUACAAUAUGGGCUUCAACAGACCAUCCAGGAUCCAGGAAAACGCUUUGCCCAUGAUGCUGGCACAGCCACCUCAGAAUCUGAUUGCCCAGUCGCAGUCUGGCACAGGUAAAACUGCUGCUUUCUCUCUGGCCAUGCUCAGCCAUGCAAACCCUGACAAUAAGUGGACUCAGUGCCUUUGUAUCGCACCGACGUACGAGCUCGCGCUGCAGAUUGGUCAAGUAAUCGCGCAAAUGGGGAAAUUCUGUCCAGAUGUGAAACUGGCAUAUGCCAUUCGGGGGAAUAGAAUGGAGCGAGGAGUCAAGUUGCAAGAGCAGAUUGUCAUCGGUACACCAGGCACAGUCCUCGACUGGUGCACCAAGUACAAGAUCAUUGACCCCAAGAAGAUUACAAUGUUUGUGCUGGAUGAGGCUGAUGUGAUGAUUGCCACACAGGGUCACCGGGACCAGAGCCUUCGGAUCCACAGGCAGCUGACGAAGGACUGUCAGAUGCUGCUUUUCUCUGCAACCUUUGAGGACUCUGUGUGGCGGUUUGCAGAGCAAGUGGUCCCCGACCCAAAUAUCAUCCGGCUGAAGCGUGAGGAAGAGACGCUGGACACCAUCAAACAGUUCUACGUGAUCUGCAAGGAGAAGGAGGACAAGUUCAUAGCACUCUGUAAUCUAUACGGGACCCUUACCAUUGCACAGGCCAUGAUCUUCUGCCAUACACGGAAGAUGGCUGCUUGGCUGACUGCACAGCUGACCAAAGAGGGCCAUCAGGUGGCACUGCUGAGUGGUGAAAUGACAGUGGAGCAGAGAGCUGCUGUCAUCGAACGCUUCAGGAGCGGCAAAGAGAAGGUGCUCGUGACCACAAAUGUGUGCUCCAGAGGUAUUGAUGUGGAGCAGGUGUCUCUUGUAGUGAACUUUGACCUCCCAGUGGAUCUGGAUGGGAAUGCGGACAAUGAGACGUACCUUCACCGGAUCGGCCGCACCGGACGUUUUGGCAGACGCGGAUUUGCCGUUAAUAUGGUGGACAGCCAACACAGCAUGGAUAUUAUCAAACAGAUUGAGAUGCAUUUCAACAGGAAAAUCAUAAAACUAGACACUACCAAUCUGGAGGAAAUGGAGAACCUGAUAUGCUGAAUUCUUUGCAGAUGCGGUACCUAAAAUGUGACGAGUUUUUUUUUUUUUUCAAGGGUUUAUUGUUUGCGUUUAAUUGUUUACAGAUGCAUGCAGUUGUUAACUAUGCAAAACAGAACUUUUUCACUUUGAUUUAGCUUUUGAUCACUGACGUCACCUUAAAGCUUUGAGCCGUGUCGCUCUGUCUAUAAACUGACCCAUGGCUGUUUAAAAACAGCAUUUACAAGGCAGAGUGGACGUUUGCAGUGUUUGAUUUAUUUGUGCAGUGAAUUAUUUAUGUAGCAUAUAGAUGUUUGCAUGACUUGAUCGGGUUUGAGUUUAAUAAAAUGUCCUUGAGUGACUUGAAGCAUUUUAAGGUUUAAAAUGCCUGUUUCAGUGUAGCGGGAGCCAGUUGGUAGUUUCACGUGAGGCUAUUAAGUUUUUGUGGAUUUAAAAAAAAAAAGAAAAAAAAGUGCCCCUGUAAAGAGAUGGUUGCCAGAAGUUGAAAGGCAGCUUUUAAGAGUGCAACUUUUGGCACCUUGAAGAAUAAUAUGUUUAAAAGGGGUUUCUCAGUUUCUCUGAGCCUUUUCUCUGAAAUAUCCUAGUUUUUCUUUGUGAACUUUGCUGUAAAUGUU
Archocentrus centrarchus (flier cichlid) is the source of this 2497-nucleotide messenger RNA. It is a transcript of the gene ddx19a, whose product is annotated as DEAD-box helicase 19a. The transcript is spliced from 11 exons. The record is from RefSeq and is a predicted model, not a curated record. Lineage: Eukaryota; Metazoa; Chordata; Actinopteri; Cichliformes; Cichlidae. Gene Ontology annotation, molecular function: RNA helicase activity; nucleic acid binding; ATP binding. Bases 423 to 1886 code for a protein of 487 amino acids.